Candidula unifasciata is the source of this 1566-nucleotide messenger RNA. NCBI's taxonomy places the organism in Eukaryota, Metazoa, Mollusca, Gastropoda, Stylommatophora, Geomitridae. The record is from the annotation of a GenBank genome assembly.
AUGAUUGUCACAGUGACCAAAUGUCCCGCCAUCGCCGACAUCAUCUUCGUAUUGGACACCUCAUCCAGUAUGAACCAAAAUGAGUUUGAGCUGGAGAAACAGUUCGCCAUCAGACUGACCGAGCACUUCACCAUCGGCCAGCGGGAUGUCCGGUUUGCGGCCAUCAGUUUCAGUGAUAGUGUACAGAAGAUCUUUGGGUUAAAGGAUUACGCUGACCACAGGUCAAUCAACAGGGCCCUCACAAGAGCUCCCUAUCUUGGAGGAAGCACCAAAACCAACCUGGCCCUCGAUUACAUACGAACCAAUGACAUGUUCGGCACAGCCGCAGGUGGCAGGGUCAAGGCCAGCAAAAUCGUCGUAGUCAUCACAGAUGGGUCAUCGGACAGUUUGAUCAGAACUACCAGCGCCGCUAACGCACUCAAGAGUGAGGGUUUGACCAUCCUGGCUGUUGCCAUUGGUAGUGGCAUAGGGAUAGAGCUGCACGCCAUCGCUAGUGGCUCCCGUAAUGUGUUCAGGGCUGAUAACUUCAACAGCCUUGUCCGCAUUGAGCAGAAAGUGGCCAGGAGAACGUGCGAGAUUCCAGAAUCUCAAGGAUAUGUUCCUUCGCAGGCAGGUUCUGGCAAUCCUGCUUGCCAGAAAGGCUUUGUCCAGAGCCCUUUCGAUCCUGAAGUUUGCGUAGACGACAACGAGUGUGAGGCUGAAAACAACCCCUGCCAGCAGGACUGCGUCAACUUGGUGGGCAGUUUCCGGUGUACUUGCAGAGACGGCUUUGCUGCUGAUGCUACAGAUACCACCAGGUGUAAAGAAAUCCAGACCUGCGCAGCUGUGGCGGACAUCAUUUUUGUUUUGGAUGCUUCAGGCAGCAUCGGCACUGACAAUUUUGAGAUCCAGCAGCAGUUUGUGGCCAAGCUGACACGUCACUUUGCUUUUGGACGGAAUGGGGUGCUGUUUGCUGCCUUGUUGUUCAGUACCGAUGUACAGAAACUGUUUGACUUCAACACUUACUCAUCCCGUCACAACGUAUCGCAGGCCUUGUUGACCGCCCCUUACCUGACCGGUGGAACCAACACACACAGAGCCUUGAAUUACAUUCGCCAACAAAGGAUGUUUUCCUCGGACUUCGGUGGCCGCAGUACCGCCGCGGACAUUGUCAUUGUUCUGACCGAUGGCCAGUCGUCGUCAGAGUCGGAGACCACUACGACAGCAUCCUAUCUGAAACAAGACGGCGCCAUUCUGAUCUCUAUCGGGGUCGGCAAUCAGAUCUCUCCAGAUGAGCUUGGCCUCAUCGCUAGUACGAGCCAGGACGCCCUGAUCGUCGAUGACUUUGAUUGGUUGUACUACAUCGAGCAGCGGGUAUCUGAGCGCGCCUGUAGGAAUAAAAGUAAGUCUGUCUCCAGGUUGUCUGUAGAAUUUGGGUUACAUGUCUCAAUGAUCUCUUCCACCUGCCCUUUGGGAACGAGUCAACAGUGCGAAGGCGGAAAUGGAUCAGAACGGUUUGACGAGAAUGGCGGAGCGAAGAGUGACCGGAUGAUUUGUCUGAUACAGAACACAGGAUCGAGUCAAUAG